This is a messenger RNA of Scatophagus argus, 2636 nucleotides long. RefSeq names its product carbonic anhydrase 1. The record is from RefSeq and is a predicted model, not a curated record. Gene Ontology annotation, biological process: carbon dioxide transport. Bases 417 to 1199 code for a protein of 260 amino acids. The transcript has 7 exons. NCBI's taxonomy places the organism in Eukaryota, Metazoa, Chordata, Actinopteri, Scatophagidae. Gene Ontology annotation, molecular function: zinc ion binding; carbonate dehydratase activity. Gene Ontology annotation, cellular component: cytoplasm.
UUUCAGUUUUGAAGGUGACUCUGCCGUUACUUCCUGACAUGACAACCAAGUUAAAGCCGUUAGGUGAAAAUGCGCUCGGCACGUUGAUCGGAGAAUAGGAUCCAGUUGAUCACAGUAUGGCUCGUCAAUGAAGAUCUUACCACCAACACCACCACAGAAGCAGCAGCAGAGAGAGAGAGAGAGAGAAAGGCAGAGAGAGACUCAUUGAUCCACUGUGUUGCAGCGUUGCGGUGCAUCUAAACUCCUCCCGGUCAUUGCGCGGACAUCAUGUGGCCAACAACAGCCUGAUAGCUCACAGGGGGGACCCUAUAUAAGCUCUGCAGCUGUCAAGUGGAGGACACUGGCUGCUUUGCGCUGGGGGACGACUCGCUUUAGGAGAUUACGGCUCUUGAUAACCACAAAUCCAAAUUGUAACAAUGUCUCAUUCCUGGGGAUACGGAGCAGACAACGGACCCGAACAAUGGGCUGAUAACUUUCCUAUUGCCAAUGGACCCCGCCAGUCUCCCAUUGACAUCGUACCUGGCGAUGCAUCAUACGACGCGGGGCUGAAGCCGCUCAACCUGAAGUACGAUCCCUCCACCUGCCUCGAUAUUCUCAACAACGGACAUUCCUUCCAAGUGACCUUCAUAGAUGACUCCGACAUCUCAACUCUGAGAGAUGGACCGAUCUCAGGGAUCUACAGGCUCAAGCAGUUUCAUUUCCACUGGGGAGCUUCAGAUGACAGGGGCUCUGAGCACACUGUGGCCGGGACCAAGUAUCCUGCUGAGCUCCAUCUGGUGCACUGGAAUACCAAAUACGCAAGUUUUGGUGAGGCUGCUAGCCAGCCUGAUGGGCUCGCUGUUGUUGGAGUAUUCCUGCAGAUUGGUGCUGCAAAUGCCAGUCUCCAGAAAGUUCUGGACAGCUUUGAUCUCAUCAAGGGCAAAGGCAAGCAGACCACUUUCGCUGACUUUGACCCGUCUACCUUGCUCCCCAGCUGCUUAGACUACUGGACAUAUGAUGGCUCUCUGACCACACCUCCUCUGCUGGAGAGCGUCACCUGGAUUGUGUGCAAAGAGCCAAUCAGCGUCAGCUCUGAGCAGAUGGCCAAAUUCCGCAGCCUGCUCUUCUCUGCUGAGGGUGAGGCCGAGUGCUGCAUGGUGGACAACUAUCGUCCUCCCCAGCCGCUCAAGGGUCGUUGCGUCCGUGCUUCCUUCCAGUAAUACCCCCCCCCCCACCCCCCACCCCCCCUUGCCCUUUCUGCCCUGUUGCCCUCUCCCUUCCCCCUCCCUUUAGUUAGACACCCAGAGUUACCUCUUUAGCAAUGAGCAACAAAGCACACAUAUCUCUCCGUCCAAUUUUUGAAAUAAAUGAAAUUCCUGUGGCCCAUUGCUUUUACCACUGGGCAGUCUAACUGUGAGAUGAAGCACUUGCAAGAAUUGCAUCUCAAUGUAUGUAUUAAGCCAGCAAAGAUGCUCUGUCAUCAUUUAUUUAAGACACUUCUUGGUGGUAGCUGCACAUUUACUUGGAAUUACUAUCUGGUGCCAAUGUUUUCAGAGACGUUUCAGCCGGUGUGUGAGCAGGUCUUCCUUAUGUUGCCCAGCAAACACCACAGGGAUGGAAAAUGAACAUGAUUUACAAUCAAAAUGGUGCUCUCAAGCCUACGGGAAGCAGGAGACACAAGCUAGUUGCAGUCGGUAGGGGGAGGAGGGAAAUACAUAACCAUCUGUGAGGAGGGUAAGGUGCAGAUAAAAAGAUGCACACACUCCCGCUGCCAGUCUGUCUGUAAUCUCUGACUGACUGCCAGCCUCUGCAUCACAGCAGCUUAAUGAAACGCUGCAACCGCCUCCAUCACAACCAAUUGAUGCAGAAAAUCCCCCUCUGGCACAGGCACAACCACAACAUCGCACACACAGUCUCAUGCAGGCACGAUGCCUAUAGGCACUGACCUGCUUAUUGAUUUAAAUUCAUUGUACAGCAACUGCUGCUUGCUGCCCAACAGUGUGACAAUGGCUUAUUUCUUUGGGGGUUUUUUUUUUAGCCUAAUCUUAAACUCAUUCAUGUGUUUGUUAUCCCAUGUUGUCUUUUUUAAGCCUGAAAGCUUAUGCAAAAUGAGUCUUAAGUGAUUCCUAAAUUAUAUUUUAGAAUCAAAAGGUCAUGUGCAUUUGUGACGCCCUGAUAAUAUAGCAAUAGAAAGGAAUGAUGCUCCUUUCCAAACUGAAAUGUAAUGUGUAAAGAAAAACCCUUCAUGUGUUGUUUUGAAAACCCCAAUGUGUCAAGUGCUAAAGCUUAAAACGCACAAUCGCCUUGUGGGCGAUGCCAUAGUUGCUAAUGCACAAAGCCAAGAAUGAUUACCCUGCUAAGAAAGCCAAGGAAGAAAAGAACCUGCCAGUAGAUACCACAAUAAUGUCAGCCUGAUGUCAGGCCCUGGGAUGGACAAUAAAUAACAAAAGAGCUUUUGUUAACCCUUUAUGCAUUUCUGAAACAAUAAAGAAGUUUAAGAAAAGUUGUGUGUUUCCAGAAAGAUUGUAGUUAAAAUAGUUUUUAAAAAAAAUGCCUUAUGCCAGUCAUUGUUAGUGUUGUCCCAUGAGUAUGUGUUGUUGUCAUUCUAUUUUGGAAGUGGAUGUUUUACUAGUUGAAUAAAUAUAUUUUAUGACUAA